Messenger RNA from Acaulospora morrowiae, 208 nucleotides. Lineage: Eukaryota; Fungi; Glomeromycota; Glomeromycetes; Diversisporales; Acaulosporaceae. The record is from the annotation of a GenBank genome assembly.
AUGGAAACCAUAGCACAACACUUUCAAUAUACUGGAGAACAUGUUAGUGGUUUUGUCAAAUACAUAUCAUUCUCAUCAAAUAAUGGUGAGAAAUGUCAAAGUUUAAUGGAAUCGACCCUCAAUACAUCUUUAAUUAAUAGUCCUCACACUCCCAAAAGGAUAGACAUAGAUCCUAGAGAUUUCAACAUCCCUAACAAUUGGAUUCCUC